Molecule: messenger RNA, 750 nt
Organism: Rotaria socialis
Lineage: Eukaryota; Metazoa; Rotifera; Eurotatoria; Philodinida; Philodinidae
Source: the annotation of a GenBank genome assembly
AUGAACACCAUCUUAUCACGAUUAAUAUCUAUUUUACCUUCCUAUUCACAUCAGUCUGCACGUUUUCUCAGAUCAAAUAAUUUCGUUGAACGUCUGAAAUCAAAUAAUCAAAAUGCUCAAACUGUUUGUGUAGUUCCUGAUCCGAUAGAAAAUCGAGGUAUUAUCUAUGAACCACCCUAUCUAUUCGAAGUUGAUCUCUUUCCUAAUUAUCAAUUAUUGGCGGUAUCUGUACGAGGUUAUGAUUAUGUUGUACUCGAAGGUUAUUUUCGAUAUAUACAAAAAUUAGCUAAAUCACUUGAUAUUAAAGUAUCUGAAGCUGUUCCUAUUCCAGCUAAAUCAUCUCGUGUAACAAUACUUAAACCACGUAGUGCACAAAUUGACGUUGAACAUCAUUUAAAUUUAUAUCAUCGUAUAGUAAAAUUUGCAAAAGUAAAAGCAACGAUGGCACCCAUUUUAUUUGAAUGUAUACGUUUAAAUAUACCUGAAGGUGUUGAACUUAAAAUCGAUAUACCUAAUUCAGUUGAUGAUGAAUUUCGUUAUGUACCUGACGUUGAAUUACAACAGCUACAAAGUGAAUUACGUGCAAUUGAUCAUGAAAAAGAAGAAACACAAAAGGCUAAAGACGCUAAACGUGCAUUAAGACAAAAAGAAAAAGCACAAGCUAUGCUUCUAUCCAUAUUAUCACCAUUUAAUGAUGAAACAGUACCGCCAUCUGAUGAUUUGCCAGAUAAUGAUGAAAAAUCCAAAUAG